Molecule: messenger RNA, 1909 nt
Organism: Cucumis melo (muskmelon)
Lineage: Eukaryota; Viridiplantae; Streptophyta; Magnoliopsida; Cucurbitales; Cucurbitaceae
Exons: 2
Coding region: 701-1909 (402 amino acids)
Molecular function (GO): nucleic acid binding; zinc ion binding
Source: RefSeq, a predicted model, not a curated record
AAGGAUCUAGUCCAAGACUGUAGAGAUCGACUUCCCGGUGCCUGAUAGACUGCCUUAGUCUGCGGAAGCUUCAUUAUCGAUUGCCAGUAUGUGUUUUGAGUUGGGCAUAAAGUCUGUUGUGUUGUGAUGUAUUCACACCCUUGUAUGUUAUAGAUACUCCACAGUUUGUAUAAGCUUUAGGAGCUGUAGUUGUGUAAACUUUGUUGGUUAUAUUUUGAUUAAGGUGUCUUUAGGUUUACUCGUGAAAUCGGUAAAUUUUGAGGUACAUUUCAUGUAUGUGUUUGACUAGCCUAGGAUCCGCUGUGUUUUGUGGCAUGUGCAAUAGUUUAUAUACUAGAUUGGCAAGUUCAUCACAUGAAAGUUUUAAGCAGAGUCGACAGAUACAGGUACAGAAAAGCGUUGUUCGUCGGCUUCACGCCAUCUUUCGGUCUAAGGUAGCAGGUAGUCCGGGAGGGGGUGUGACAACUUGGUAUCAGAGCAGUUUGCUCCAUGGGAAUUAAGGUAGAGCGGUUAGCUCUAAGAAGAAACUGGAAAGUAAAUAAUUGAACGUCAAGUUAGCUUAAAGGGAACUAGUGGAGUAUGGUCUAGGUAAGGGUAGAAGUGAGUCCAAUUAUUAUUAAUACGUGAGUAGACAUUUAGUAUCAUGCAUUUGAGUUAAGUAUUUAUAGUAUGUCUAAUGUGUUGACAUAUUAUAGGAGUCAUGCCACCACGUACUGGUAGACGACGCCGGCAGAAUCAGGACGGGAUGGAAGGUCCUACCCAAGGUCCAUCUGUAGGGGAAUCUAGUACCCUAGGAGUUCGAGGUGGUGCAGGAAACGAGCAGUUUGCGAGAACAACACAGGAAAUAGGAAGGCCAGAUAGAGCUGAGCCUAGUGAUCCAGAAAAGGCAUACAGAAUUGAACGGCUGAAGAAGUUAGGGGCUACAGUGUUUGAAGGUUCCACAGAUCCAGCUGAUGCAGAGAACUGGUUGAAUAUGCUUGAAAAGUGUUUUGAUGUGAUGAAUUGUCCUGAGGAGCGAAAGGUUAGAUUGGCCACAUUUUUGUUGCAAAAAGAGGCUGAAGGAUGGUGGAAAUCUAUAUUAGCAAGACGCAGUGAUGCACGUGCUUUAGACUGGCAGACUUUUAGAGGCAUACUCGAAGAUAAGUAUUAUCCCAGCACAUACUGCGAAGCCAAGAGGGAUGAAUUUCUGGGGUUGAAACAAGGAUCACUUUUAGUGGCUGAGUAUGAGAGGAAGUAUACCGAGCUUUCACGGUAUGCUGACGUUAUUAUAGCUUCUGAGAGUGACAGGUGCCGAAGGUUUGAAAGAGGGUUUCGUUUUGAAAUACGUACCCCAGUUACAGCCAUUGCUAAGUGGACGAAUUUCUCUCAGUUAGUGGAGACUGCCCUUCGUGUGGAGCAGAGUAUAACAGAAGAGAAAUCGGCAGUGGAGCUUAGUCGUGGGACUUCAACAGCUAGUGGAUUUAGAGGCCGUGAGCAGCGGAGGUUCACGCCUGGGAUAAAUAUUUCAAGCCGUCAAGAUUUUAAGAAUCGCUCUGGAGGCCAAGCAUCGAGGAACGUGAGUUAUGGUAGUGUUUUUCAGAGACAGAGCCAGAGAAUACCUAGUCAACCCAUUAGAUCAACAGUAAGAUCGCAACCAGGUCAGGAGUCCAUUGCUAGUACCGUCAGGCGAAUACCAUGCACGAGUUGUGGCAGGAACCAUCGGGGUCAGUGUUUGGUAGGUGCCGGUGUAUGUUACCAGUGCGGACAGCCAGGACAUUUCAAGAAAUAUUGUCCGCAGUUGAACAUGACAGUUCAGAGAGAUCAGGGAGUUGGGUCCCUGACAGUUGAGCAAUCGAGAGUUUCAGUGGUUCCAACAGAGGGCACCAGUGGUGCAAGGCAAAAGGGAGUUGUUGGAAGACCGAGGCAAUAG